Cherax quadricarinatus is the source of this 2602-nucleotide messenger RNA. NCBI's taxonomy places the organism in Eukaryota, Metazoa, Arthropoda, Malacostraca, Decapoda, Parastacidae. The record is from RefSeq and is a predicted model, not a curated record.
UUUCAUAAUACAUCCCUCUUAGAUUGCAUAAAUAAAGCUUACUGAAAAAAAAGAGAAACGGGAAAUUUUUGCGUAAAUAUAUGUUCCUGAGUGUGAUGUGUUGUAUAUCACAGCCUUGAAUAGCUGUCUGCAGGGCAUCCAGGGCACAGAGUUGGGUACCCGUGUAGUGUGUGUUGUAGUGUAUCAUAACUUUGAGUGUUGGACGAGAUACUGGUGUGUUGUUGAGUGUAAAAUACCUGCUGAGUGAAGUACAGCUGGUUAGUAAAAGGUAGCGUAAUAUUACUGAUUCCGGUUGAUACUGUGAGUGCCUCCGAAAACUAAAUACCGGUGCAACGGUGGGACUGCAGAAGGACCGAGAGUAACCAAGGCUGUUAACAUUUGGUGUAGGGUUGUCUGCUGGUUCUGUGGCUGAGAGUUAGUGAACCAUUCAGUCCCACUAAAAUGUUGGUGAUGUGAUGAACAAUUAUAAGAUUGCUAAGACGGUAUAAGUAUGAAAAGCUGAUAAUAAAUAUAGGUAAUGCGGAAGAUGAGGCUGUGUACCAGAGGUCACUGACCUGCCCUCGAGACCUCAGACUGUGACUGUCUUCCGACCUGACUGCCAGUCUCCACGACCCAGGGCUCAAAGAGGCACCAGGAACACGCUCCUCUUGCAGUUUACGCCGUGUCCGGCCUUCUCAUCAUGUGGACCAGAUUGUGGAUUACGGUGACUGUGCUGAUGAAGACUUCGACGGCGGGGUUUCUGACGGAGCCAACUACAGGAGACGCGCUGCCGUCGAUCUACGAGUACGCAGAGGCCGUGUGUCCCUGCGUGAGGCAGCAUCAGUGUCCUGCCUACUAUGGUUCGUCUCCCCUCGAUAUCUUGAACUACGGCAACCUGCCUCCUUGUCUCACCUACGGGAGGUUCCGCUGUUGCAAAAAUUCUGCCAUCACUGAUGUCUUGAUCCAGCCCCAGGUGGAUCAUGGAACUCUUGCUGGAGGAACAUUCGGGGACAUAAUUAACCAGGGAAGUGACUUCAGUUCUGGAAGCAGCACUGCUGUUGUAGAUGGAAUUAGUUUUGGAAGUGACUCUAGUCUCGGAAGUAGCAUUGAUUCUGAUAAUAGCACAAUCAUUGGAAGUGGCGUUAAUUCUGGAAGUAACAUAAGUUCUGGAAGUGAAAUUAGUCUUGAACAAAACAAUAUAUCUGAAAGUGAAAUUAGUGAAGGUGUAAGCAUUGUCUCUGGAAGUAAAGACAUCAUAUCAAGUGAGAGAAACAACACUACAGAGUGUGAAAAAACUGAGAGCAGUAUUUCAUCCUCUUCCGAUGUCUCCAGUCAACACGUACCAACUAUGGAGGAUGGAUACUCGCCGCCUCCAGGUCACAGUUCACCAAUAAUAUUCUGCUUCUUCUUGCUUCCGGGAUUUACUGUCGGUUCUUCUCUAAGCCAACAUCACCUCAGAUCCAUUCAGAAAAUUCCUAGUGAUGAGCUGAACUCUUCUGGAAUAGACCAGUUAUCAACAUCACAGCAUGAUACAUUUCCUAAGCUUCAGAAUAACUCACAGAGCUCAGGAUCACAAGAAAGUGAGCAAGAACUCCAUCAGAUGGAAAAUACCACGCAACAAAAUAUCGUCCUCUCCUAUGGUGAAUAUCAAGGAAGCAACCAUGAAGUCGUCACCAUUAGCUCUCUUCAUUCAGUGUCAAUUCAUCCUGACGAUCUCAAUAAGAUUCAUCAAAGCGUCAACGUCUAUGCGGAAAUCAAUGCUACACUACCACUGAGUCAGUCGCUGGACCAUCCGAGAAACCUCAAACAAAAUUUACCCAUCUCAGUAAAGGAACUUGGUCUUCCAACAGUACCUACCACUCCUCCCACCUCACAGCCGCACUGGCAACCACUUUUCAGAAGUUAUCAUGUCACUCGAAAUCCGUUAUAUUAUUCUGCCUUCUACAACCAGAGGCAGAAUCCCAGCACCUCGAACAGCAACCAACCUCACCCAAGGCUGUGGCACACUACAACACACCCCAGAUAUAGCCUUAGCACCUCGCUCAACAACCAACCUCAUUCAAGGCUGUGGUAUGCUGCAACACACCCCAGAUAUAGCCCUAGCAAUUCGCCCAGCAACCAGCCACACUCUAGGCUAUGGUACUCUACUAGACAUCCCAGACAAAGCCUGAACUCCUCGCCCAGCGACCAGCCACACUCAGAGUUGUGGAACACUAGAAAACACCCCAGAAAACGCUCCGUCACGACCACUCACAGAAUUUCACCAAGACAACAUCAGCUUGAGUUUCCCACUUCGCUUUAGUUUCAAUAAUCUUUAUUUGGUUACUCUAUAAGUUUAUUGUAAUUGAGAAAAAUAAGAAUUUUCAAUUAACCUAGCAUUCCAUAGCAUUCGUAUCAACUUAAACAUAAAAAAAUAUUAUUGCAGUGUUAUUACUGAAUCUAAACCUGCUAAGAAUAUUUAUAAAUGUUCUAGAACAUGACCAAGAGAGAGAGUCGGAGUUUAGUAGGUCUUAAAGUGGCAAAAGAAACGUAAACUAAGAAAAAACUAGUGCUGGUUUUCGCAAUCUUCUGUAUAUAAUAAUAAUAAUAUUUAUAAUAAAAAUGCUUUUUGGAAUGAUAGCAG